AUGGUCCACACAUCCGCAUUAUGUGUGGACCAUUGGUAGACCUCAGAGAGAGAGAGAGAGAGAGUCUAUUGAAAACGCGAAGCCAAGAGAGAGAAGGUGAGAUCAGAAAGCAACUCCGCUUGUUUUGAAAUUCAACCCCUCCAAAUUCUCCUAACAGUUCUUCACCAAAUCCCACAAGAAUAAAAACCCACCUCCCAAACCCUCAAAUCUUCAUUACCCAGAUACCAUUUCGCUCUGAUUUCUCUCUCACUAAAAAUCUUCCUCCGAUCUGUUCCCACUUUUUCCGGCUUCAAGAGCAAUUCAAUUUCUUCACCCGUUUCUAAAUAUCAGGUCUUAUGCGUGUUGUUUUAAUUUAGCUAUCUCUCUCUCUCCCUCUCUCUCUCUCUCUCUCUCCCCCCAAUUUUUCUGAUCCUUUUCGCUGUUGACCUUUCCUCAAUUUGAGACUUCGGCCAACUUCGAAUUUCCACUCGUUCAUUGAAUUCGGUUUCUUUUGACAACACAACCAAUUUUCACACCCGCUUUUCUCGGAAACCAAUCAUUUCCCUCCCCCUAAAACCUGCACUUUCUCCACAAAUUCGAGGUUGAAAUUCUGUAUCCCCUUUCUAUUGGCCCCCAAUUCAAACUCCCAUCUGGGAUUGCCCAAUUUAUUGGGCAUUGAAUUUCAUGUAAGUACAAAUUUGGAUCGAUCAUCUCUCUCCCAACCGUCAAUUUCUCCUCAAAUUCCACCCUUUUCACUUUCCCACCUUUUCUUGGCCGCCCAAAUCCAAAUUCCCAUCUGGGUCUCCCCAAUUCUUCAGAAAAUCAACAAUGGGUAUUCAAAAAGACAGAGUGAAAUUCAAUGUGGGAGGCAAAAUCUUUGAAACCACAGCCACAACCCUCGCCAACGGCGGCCGGAAUUCCUUCUUCGGCGCGUUAUUCGACGAAAACUGGAACCUCCAAACCCAAAACUCCGACGAGUAUUUCAUCGAUCGGAACCCUAAUUGCUUUGCUGUUCUAUUAGACCUCUUAAGAACAGGGGAGCUCUGUAUUCCUUCGCACGUCCCAGAAAAACUCCUAUACAGAGAAGCCCUGUUUUAUGGGCUCCUGGACCACGUCAGGUCCGCCAAGUGGGGCCCGUUCGACGGGAACAGGCUCCGGUUUUCGCGGUCGGUCCCCGGACAGGCGCCCGGAGACGGGACCGCGAUCCGUGCCGGGCCCCACGGUGGAUGCUGCGUGGCACAUGGGAGUGUUGUACAUGUCUAUGAUUGGAUGCUUCAAGAGCACCCUCUGAUAAAUCUUGAUUAUCAGAGGGUGAAUGAUGUUGGUUGGAUCGAUUCGGAGACGGUGGCAGUCACCGCUUGCGAGCGGCUGGGCCGCGGUGGCGGUGGGGCGGCUCUGUUUAGUGCAACUACAGGGGAGCUCAGGCAUAGGUUUGAGGUCACCCAUGAGGAUCAAGUGAAGAGCUACACAGCUGGUGCAUUGAGUUUCAGUUCAGAUAACAAGAUGUUUUCUAGCUGCAAAGGGAGGAGCAAUGAGUAUGGGAUUGGUGUUUGGGACCAAAUCACUGGAAAACAGAUAGAUUUCUAUUAUGAGCCAAUUGGGUGGUCACUGGGGGAUGCAGACAGGCUGCAGUGGCUGCACAACACCAACUGUUUGUUGGUUGCUACUUUGUUCCCUAGGAAGGACAACUGUUACAUCAGUCUGUUGGAUUUUAGGGAUAAAAACAUGGUUUGGUCAUGGUCGGACGUCGGUGCUCCGGCUACCGAUGAGAGGCGGGUCCGGGAUGCAAUUGCAAUGGAGGAGAGUGCUUCUAUGUGUGUGGUGAAUGAGUAUGAGGAUUUAGGGUUUAUGGAUUUGAGGAGCAGUGCUGGGAGUGUGAGGUGGUGCUCAAGGAGUAGGUUAAUGAAGGGGAAAAUGCCUGAGGAACCUUGUUACCCUAAACUGGCUUUGCAUGAGGGCCAGCUUUUUUCGUCGAUGAAUGAUAGCAUUUCAGUGUUCUCGGGUCCCGAUUGGGUGCUGACAUCGAGGCUUCGCCGGAGUUUUGGUGGUUCGAUUUGCGAUUUCUCGAUUGGCGGCGAUCGGCUUUUUGCUCUUCAUAGUGAGGAGAAUGUUUUCGAUAUCUGGGAGACUCCUCCGCCGCCUGUAGCCUAACCGGGCUCAAUGGUUGUCUUGUUUUGGUAUUUCGAUCUAAAGGGGUUUUCAGUUUGUUUAUUUAGAUUGUAGAAGAUGAAGUUUAUAUGAUGCUUACUAGUUAGAAACCAAUGUAUGUCUGUAGGGUUUUGUCAGUUUUGUGGAUAUACACUUUCUUACAUAUAUGACAAAGGAAUGAAAUUGAUUGCUUAACAA
Molecule: messenger RNA, 2325 nt
Organism: Rhododendron vialii
Lineage: Eukaryota; Viridiplantae; Streptophyta; Magnoliopsida; Ericales; Ericaceae
Product: BTB/POZ domain-containing protein At2g24240-like
Exons: 2
Coding region: 808-2130 (440 amino acids)
Biological process (GO): protein homooligomerization
Molecular function (GO): protein binding
Source: RefSeq, a predicted model, not a curated record